AUGAGCGUUUCGAAAAAUUCGACACCUGCUGAAGGUGAUCGGGCAUCUCCAACUACAGUGCAAGAAGUACCAUCAUCAUUGCCAACUACUCAGUCACCAAUAUUGUUCCCGAACAAGCCUAGUGAGCCUACUUUUCAGAUGAAACUUGAUCCAGAAAAUAAAUUAAUUUUUAAAAGUGAUAAAUUAAACGAAAAUUCAACAGCGGUAAUUGACGUGAAAUUAACGAACAUAACGAAUGUUCGGCAGACUUUUAAGGUGAAAUGCACAUCGACUGAAAUUUUUCGAGUUCGGCCACCACUUGGUUAUUGUGAUGUGAAUGAAACAAUCAAAAUUGUGAUAACAGCUAAGAAUAAAGCUAUUCCAGAAAAUGGGAAGCAUUUCUUCGCUUUCUACCACAUGAAAAGUGAAGCGAAGGAAAUACCAGCCCGUCAAAUUUGGAAAAAAUCUGAAUCGAAAUUUGAAGGUGUGCAUAGAGUUCCAGUUUUUUUCCAGACGGCAGAUGAAAAGUCAGCAGUUGCGGAGGCGACACCAGCAUCAACUCUACAAGAUGAUUCGAAAACGCCAGAAGCAACUCUACAAGAUGGUUCGAAAACGCCAGAAGCAGCAUCAUCAACUAAGCCCGUAUCAACAAAUGAGGAUGCAGCUCCCUUAGAUACUAAAUAG
Molecule: messenger RNA, 663 nt
Organism: Dracunculus medinensis (Guinea worm)
Lineage: Eukaryota; Metazoa; Nematoda; Chromadorea; Rhabditida; Dracunculidae
Source: the annotation of a GenBank genome assembly